Tachysurus fulvidraco (yellow catfish) is the source of this 1372-nucleotide messenger RNA. It is a transcript of the gene myoz1b, whose product is annotated as myozenin 1b. The record is from RefSeq and is a predicted model, not a curated record. Bases 170 to 913 code for a protein of 247 amino acids. Gene Ontology annotation, cellular component: actin cytoskeleton; Z disc. The transcript has 6 exons. Gene Ontology annotation, molecular function: FATZ binding; actin binding; telethonin binding. Lineage: Eukaryota; Metazoa; Chordata; Actinopteri; Siluriformes; Bagridae.
UCCCCCUGGCUAGUAGAAGACAGCAGCAGCAACAGUAACAUUUAAGGGGACAAGAAGACAUAGAAGCUGCUAACCCCAAAGAUUUGGAUUAAGUCAAAACAAGUUCUUUGUGAAUUUUUGUUGAACUUUAUUUUCGUCCUACAAGAAUCUUUUCUCUGAGGCUGUAGAAAUGCCACUCUCAGGAACUCCAGCUCCUCCCAACACAAAGAAAAAACCCUUUAAAAUCAUUACGGACCUCUCCAACAUCACACAAAUUGAGGAAGAGGAAACAGAUGCCACCGAGUUUGACCUUGGGACUAAGAUUAAGACGCCUAAAGAAGUGAUGCUGGAGGAACUGACUCUUAUGAAAGGCAAAGGCUCUAAGAUGUUCAGAAUGAGGCAGCAGAGGGUGGAUAAGUUCAUCAUCAGCGCUGAGAAUCUGCAAAAUCUCCAGGUUCUGGAACCUCCUGUAAUCUGUGAAAAGAUCCCACCUCAGACCCUUCCUAAACCAGAUCCACCUAAUGAUGCAGUAGAACCUGAGACUGAGAAGGAGAAGAAGAUCAGUGAGAAUGUUAAAACGUAUGUCUCACCGUGGGAACAUGCUAUGAAAGACGACGAUGAGCUCAAAGCCACGAUGAAGCCACAAAUGCCAGGGCCUCAUGUGCACAAAGACCUGCCCCAAUACAAGAGUUUCAAUAGAACAGCACUGCCUUUUGGAGGAUUUGACAAGGCUUCUCACCUGCUGACCUUCGAGAUCCCUGAUAUCAAGCCCACCUCUGAAGAGCCAGAGCCACUUCCUGUGUUCCAGUGUGUCAUCGACUCUCGACCAUCUUUUAACCGUACUCCAAUAGGCUGGGUGUGCAGCGAAGAGGCCAGCUACAUUCCCCUGUCCCUGGAACCUAUCCCCUCUGAUGGAGAGACAGAAGACCUCUGAGAACCAUGUUUUGCUGAUUCAUGCAGCCUGUAUCUAUCUCAGUUCAACUUAUAUCGUUGUAGUGUUGAAGAUAUUUGCCAAAACUCUUGGGUAUUGGCAGCAAUGAACCCCCCCCCCUCCCCCACUACAUUUCAACAUUACUUGUAUGGUAAUGUAAAAUGUAAAUACAGUGAUGUACCAUACAUAACCAAGUGGAGCCACCUCAUAAUAUGAGUUUGCUUAAUAAUCUGAACAGAAAACCUUGUAUUCAUUACUGUGAAUGAUCUUUCAAUACACGAAUAAAAGGCAUUCAGUUCUUUUACAUAGCUAAAAACCCCUAGUCCUAGAUAGCUGACCCCCCAAACACACACAUAAACACACACAUUGGAAUGUUUUUCCUGCGCUAGCAAGACUAAUUCAGGCCAGGGAUGCUGUUAAUUAGCGAGUUAGUUUAAUCAUGUGUGUUAGAGCAAGGAAAAG